CAUUUUGCUCGCACCCCGCGAUUCUGGUCAAUUGUGAAUUCUAGUGUUCCGCCGUGUUUUUUGCCCACAAGAUGUGAUGGAAAAGAGUGAGAGGAUGGGAGGCAAGGAAAUUUUAAUCCUCUUGGCGCUGCUCGCGUUGUGCGCGGCCCAAGAUUCCGCGGAAAAAGAGGACAACCCGUUCGAGCCGUGGAGUCCACUCGUCAACUGCUCCUUUUUGCCGCGGGAGUUUGUCGACUGUGACGAUCCGAUCGACCACAAAUUCAACAAAACGGCCAAGCAGAAGCUCGGCUAUGGCUGCGUCAAGUUCGGCGGAUACAAGUGGGAGGACGUGGAGAAGACCAACGUCAGCUGCAAGGUGUUGCCGGACAUCGAGUGCUUUGGAAACCGCACCUUUUUCAGGGACGGAGUGCCAUGCAUCAGAUACAGCGGCCACUUUUUCGCCACGACGCUGUUGUAUUCGAUCCUGCUCGGUUUUCUGGGCAUGGACCGCUUCUGCCUGGGCCAAACGGGCACCGCCGUCGGAAAACUGCUCACGCUGGGCGGCCUCGGCGUCUGGUGGAUCGUCGACAUCAUUCUGCUCGUGACAAACGGACUCAUGCCCGAGGACAUGAGCAACUGGAACCCUUACGUGUGAUAAAAAAAAACAAACAGACUGCGAUGAAUGAUUGAAAUUUCAGUGAAAAACUGCGAGAUGGUGUCCAUUUCGCACAUUCUUGUCAAUUUUUUAUUUCCAAAAAAUUAAAAAAAAACAGUUUUAAAGCCAUA
This is a messenger RNA of Cloeon dipterum, 765 nucleotides long. RefSeq names its product amaretto (gene amrt). Bases 77 to 634 code for a protein of 185 amino acids. The record is from RefSeq and is a predicted model, not a curated record. Lineage: Eukaryota; Metazoa; Arthropoda; Insecta; Ephemeroptera; Baetidae. The transcript has 4 exons.